This is a messenger RNA of Spodoptera exigua (beet armyworm), 1056 nucleotides long. NCBI's taxonomy places the organism in Eukaryota, Metazoa, Arthropoda, Insecta, Lepidoptera, Noctuidae. The record is from the annotation of a GenBank genome assembly.
UGGAAAGAAUGUCAAUGUGUCAAAUUCAACAUCAACACGAAAAAAAACUAAAAAUAAAUUGAAAGUCACAACAUUACAAAUUAUAUCAAUAUUAUAUGUUUGUAUCAGUUAGUUUUAGUUGUACAUUAGACACUACAAUAAAUUAUAGUGAGUGAUUGAAAUGGGUAACUCUAGUAUUAAGCAGCAUUAUGAAACUGCGUCGAAAACAGGUGUUUUACAAUUGUCUGAUUACAAGUUAAAAGAAAUACCAAUAGAAGCUCUGAAUUUAAGUGAUAAAUUAAGAAAUUUAGAUUUAUCGAAGAACAAAUUGUCAUCUUUACCUAAUGACAUAUGUAAAUUCAAGCUGUUGAAGCAGCUAAAUCUAGACACAAAUAGAAUAGAGACCAUUCCAGAUUCUUUAGGCAAUAUGAAGAAGCUUGAGAUGUUUAAUAUGUCUAAUAACUUAAUAACAUUCCUGCCAGAGUCUUUUGCUAAGCUGAGUAACUUGAAGCAAGUGUAUUUGAGUAAUAACAAACUAAAAGAGUUUCCAUCUCAAUUGUUGGGUCUUCAUAGUUUGGAGGUAGUGGAUUUGUCUCACAAUAAGAUAACAGAGAUACCUAAAGGAAUGUCGGAGUUGUAUGCAGCAGAGCUGAAUCUGAGUCAGAAUGAAAUAUCAAUAAUUAGUGAUGACAUGCAUCUCGCUCCUAGACUAAAGAUAUUGAGGCUUGAAGAGAAUUGUUUGAGUAUAGAAGCGAUCAGGCCUAGUUUGCUGAGAGAUUCUAAAAUGCAUACCAUCAAUUUAGAUGGUAAUUUGUUUGAACAAAAACAGCUGGUGUCUAUUGAAGGAUACAAUGAAUACACUGAGAGAUACACUGCAAUGAAAAAGAAAAUGUUUUGAGAAUAUUACAUGUUUAUCAAAUUUUUUACUAAGGGUAUCAGUCAACACUAAAGAUUAAUAUUUUAAUGUGUAUAAGGACACUUAUCUUGUAAUAAAUUACUAUACACCAAAUCUAAUUUAUUUGUGUUAUUUGUUUGUAAUAAUGUGCUUAUGUCAUAAUAUAAUAUAUUUAAAUAUAA